AAACAUCAGCCAAAGCUUUCAACUAAACAUUCCCACUUUUUGUAGCUUCUUUAAGCUUCCCUUGGUGGUUUGUUUCCCCUUGAGGGAAGCUUUAAAAGGGUUGCAUAUGGCUUUACUAUAAUGUUUAAUUUGCAUAUAUGUACAUUGGAAUUAUUCAUACUUGAGGACUAAUAUUGUGUGUUAUAUUUUUAUGGAGACUUUGGUAAUUUGAUUUAAUUUCCAGAUGAAUACCUUUAAACAUUUUGAACUAAUAGAAUACAUAUUUUUUAAGCUCUAGUCAGAGAGUUUGAUGUAGUGAAGCUGCAUGAAAUAUUGUAUAUUGUAAUCAAAUGGAAAAACAUCAGCCAAAGCUUUCAAACUUAACAUUCCCACUUUUGGUGGCUUCUUUAGGCGUCCCUUUGUUUCCCCUUGAGGGAAGCUUUAAAAGGGUUGCAUAUGGCUUUACUAUAAUGUUUAAUUUGCAUAAUUAUUCAUACUUGAUGACUAAUAUUGUGUGUUAUAUUUUUAAGGAGACUUUGUUAAUUUGAUUUAAUUUCCAGAUGGAUAUCCUUUCCAACAUUUUGAACUAAUAGAAUACAUCAUUUUUAAGCUUUAGUCAGAGAGUUUGAGGUAGUGAAGCUGCAUGAAAAUUAUUGUAAACAAAUGAAAAACAUCAGCCAAAGCUUUCAUCUAAACAUUCCCACUUUUUGUGGCUUCUUUAGGCUUCCCUUGGUGGUUUGUGUCCCCUUGAAGGAAGCUUCAAAAAGGGUUGCACAAGGCUAUAACUGUGGCAACCUGCCUGCAGAGAAUCAAAGAGAGAAAAGAGGAAGAAAGGCCCUUUGUUGAGGCUAUUGCCCUGUCUGGACAGGACCCGUGGAUUCCAGGAGGGUAAUUUCAAUAUCGAGCAGACAGUGUACUAGACAGUGACCUUGACAGUGCUAUAUGCUCGGUUUCUUUUCUUUAAACAGCUGAUUUUGCUAAAAGAGAGCACACAAGGCCUGUAUCACGGAUCACACACAUGACAUCAUCGCUAUAGCUGAGCUACAGAUGCACUGAGCAGACUGUUUUGAAAUGCGGAUCUGUUGUGGAGCACUGGAUCGGAGGCGUGGAGAGAGAGAGACGAGGUUCAAGGAGGCGCAACACAUGGCCUCUUUUCUCCGAGGUAAAGUGGCGAUUUAAGACGGCACUGUCUGGAUGAGCAUUUGGGCCAUUUUUGUUGUCAACAUCACACUGUUUUGCGUUUUGGUUUGCUGCGCAGUGAUACCAAGACGCCCCAUUGCUCCUCCAUAAGACUAUCAUAUUGGAUUGGUGUUGUGUGUUGCAUUGCGAGACGCACUAACUAGAUGCAAGAAUGUGCAAUGAUGGGAGAUGCAGUGAGACAGGGAUCUCUGCGAGCUUCUCCAGUUUAAACAUUUGAUAUUUGUCUUUCUAUUUAAGGCUAGAGCCAUGCAGGCCCAGUCUGUGCCUUUGGGUUAGAUAGGAUAUAUGGUCCCAAGUGACGCAUGGCUAUCAAAUAUCGGCUGAGUUGCAAAUCGUUCCCAAACCAAAUGUUUAAAUGAAUGUUCUCACAUAACACUUCCUUGCAGUAUUUGUAGCACGCAACCAGCAAGCCAGUUUUGCACGCAUGUGCAAAAAACAGUUUGCAACUAACUCAUAUGAAUUAUUAAUUCAUGAAAUCUUUAUUUUUUAUUAUUUGGACUGUUAUUAAUUAUUUUAUGUUCAAGGGGGUUUUAAGGAAAGAUGAUAUGUUGCUUUUUAAAUCAGCUGCGCAUCUCUUGUGAAUAUAUUCACAUUAUUUUUAUGACUCGAGCUGUUAGCCUUCACUUUAAGCUGCCACAUGUUAAAAGGCUGUUUAUUUCCAUUUUAUUGAUUCUAAAUUUCUAUUUCUUUUAUUUCAUUUUAAAUGGUAGUAUUUGAGUUCAAUAUCAAGUUCAACCCACCGUGACUGUGCGUCGUGAACUUGAGUGGAUUGACGGCGACGUACUUGUGUGUGUGCAUGCGUGUUUAUAUUUAGGCAUUGAUGAGUCAAACUUUUUCUCCUUGUAGUCAGACUGUUUUUUUUUUUUUUUGAAUUGCCAUAAUUGAGACAUAAGCAGUUCCCCAUACUGCUGAGUUAUGAAAACUUUUGAGAUCCAUAAAUUGAUUUCCUUAUAUGUGGUGGUGGAGAGGAGGAGCGGUGGUAAAUUAUGAAUUUAUAAAGGGAAAGAGGGAUUAGCAAAAUAGUUGCUGGACUUAUAUAACAUAAUAUAGAAAGCUAUAAACGAUUGGGAGGUGUUCCUAGAUUUAUUUUUCAAUAAAUGAGUCUGUAUACCCGAGGGAGGAAUGCAAAAGGCACAGUUAUAAGUAUAUGUCUGAGGAUUGACCACAUUACAAAUUCUUACGCCAGCUGUUUGCAGUGAAUCCUUUUUUGCACAUCAUGGCGAAGUUUUCUGCAGAAAAAAAGUACCCUGUGGUGAAUCCCUAAAAAGUUUUUUUUGUUAAAACACCCCUUUUUUAUUUUAUCAGAGCAGAGGCAUGACUACAGUAUCACAUAUUUGUUCAGUGUCUUCAUCGCUGCAUCUACAAAUCAACUAAUUAGCGAAGAUAUAAAGCAGAGAGACCGUCGACUUGAUUGAAUCAGUUAAGUGCCCUCUGAUAUCUUGUAAAAUUCAUAUAAAAGAAUUGUGAGAGGUAUAACAAUCCCACCAGAGUUUGGCUGUGAACGUUUAUUGGAAGGUAUCUGUUAAAGUUGUUCAUGUGAGGUGUACUAGGGAAUAUUAUGUGAAAUAUACCCUCUUAAAGUAACCUUGUAGAAUAUCGUUCUCCUUUUUUACUGAGCCAGUGGCUUCAACCUGCUGACCCUGUUACUGUAAAUAUGAGUAGAGUGCGGCAAUGAGCAUCAGUCUUUUCUUAAAACAAGCUUGUAAAAUUGGGACAUCACAGCUUUUAUAUGACAUGGAAUUCAACUAUAAUUUUGCUAGAAAACAAGAUGUCAUACUGCACCCCUUUCUCCUUUCAAAGAAAAAUAGUUUUCAUAAGAAAUUGCAUUUUAAAAACUUUUGCCAGCUUAUAAAAGAUAUUAAACGAGGCCAUGGACAGUUCUCCAUGGGUGUAAAAGGAGAGGUCCUUUUGGACUGACUCAAGUGAAGGAAAAAAACAAGAUUCUACAUUUUUAAUAAAAAGCUUUAUGGUAUUUUUAAAGCGCAUAUAAACCUCUAAUACAGAAGUUAAUGUUUUGUUUUGUCUGAGAAUGAACCAGAGUGGGUGGUACCAUGUGUAUAGCAAGAAGUUGAGCCAUGUGCCACGUGGUUUAGGUGCUGACCAAUCAGGAGCCCCUCCAGGUUUAACUAUGUUAAAUGUCAGAUUGCAAUAAACUAGAAGCUGUUGGUCGGGCCCGCGGAAAUGGGCGAGCAUAAUCUCCUUAAUCCAGGGUUUGUGGGACCUUUGGUAAACAUCCACACUGGAGACACAUUUUACUUUCCGAAUUUCCGAGCCUCAGGGGGACAACUGGCGGGGCUACCGUCGCUCUCCUACCCGAGAAGGGACAAUGUUUGCUCCCUCCCGUGGAACCCAUCGGAGCCGUGCAAUGGAUACUCUCAAUCCUACUUUAGCAGCCCCGUGUCUAUUAACCCUUCUUCUUUCAAUCGCUCGUGUGAAAUCAGCAGACCAGAAGAGGGCAAAUGUUAUUAUAACAACAACAACAACGGGAAUAAUAGGGAGACCUGCUCAGGUGGUGGUGGUGGAAGCAGUGGAAGCAGCAGCAGCCUCAAACGUGAGGACAGGGGGGUGAGAGACACAUCAUCAUUAAUAACAUCUGACCACGGGAUGCACAGUGGACUUGGCAGCACAGCAGCCUUCCCCAAAUACGAUUAUGGAACCGAGCAGCUCACGCAACAAGACCCGCCAUCCUGUCAAUCGAUGGAGUCCGACUCCAGCUCCUCUCUGCUCAACGAGAACAGCAGCAAGCCUCCAUCCAGCGACGCACAGACUCUGGUGUCACCGGGAAGCCAUGCAAGCAACAUAGCCAUAGGAGGAGGUGCCCCGUGGUACCCGAUGCACACCCGGACCAGAAAGAAGCGCAAACCCUACUCCAAACUCCAGCUGGCUGAGCUAGAAGGUGAAUUCAUGCUGAACGAGUUCAUCACCAGACAGCGGCGGAGGGAGCUCUCCGACCGGCUGAACCUCAGCGACCAACAAGUGAAGAUCUGGUUCCAGAACCGCAGGAUGAAGAAGAAGAGACUCAUGCUGAGGGAGCAAGCCUUGGCCUACUUUUAGAGAUGCGGCAGAAGGUGAAUCGAUAGGCAGUAAAAGAAAAAAAAAAAAAAAAAAAAAGCCCAAGCCUUCUACGCUCCCUUAGGUCUUAUUUCAAUGCAUGCACUCAUCUAAUCCAUCUUUUACAUUGCAGGCAUUAUUAUUACAACAUUUUCUCAUUAUUUUUUUUCUACAAAAGGUGCGGGCAAACACACGCCCAAAAACAAGACACUCCUGAUCUCAAUAGUCUACAUGUCAGUGAGAGACUGCCUUCAUGUUUGUGGUAUAAUCGCACAAAAAGCUGUGAGAGUGUGUUUUUUUUUCUGUGUAGAGGGUGUGUUUUUACUGAUUUCUCAAGAGAGAACAGCCACAUAGUAAGCCACUGCGAAAUAUGCCCUCGUGGCAAUAGCUCAGUUUUGGGGAUGACACAUAAUAACAUCCCCUUUUGUGCCAUUUUUUUUUUUGUCAGAGAAAAUGAGGAGGGAGUGGGGCCCACUUGGUGAAAAUUAUUAAAAAAAAUAGGCCUAAAAAUAGCAGUGAAGUCAGACAGACAGACAGACAGACAGACAAACAAACAGACAGACAGACAGACAAGAGAAGAAGCCUGACUUGGAACCGCAUCCGCGCAAUAAUUUCUCUGGGGUUAUGAACGGUUAAAGAAGAAUCUCCCUCCCGGUUGCUUCAUACAUCCACAGCUAUAGUUUGUUGUGUAAGAGGAGCGUCAUUCUUAUCUCCCUUUCCAUAGUUUUACGCCAUGCUUUAUGGUGGGCACGUUCACGGUCACGGACAGGAAGUCUGGGGAGUCUGGGAGUCUGCAUGAGGAGAAGGAGGAAUCUGCAAUCCUUAUCGAUAUCUUUAUGACUGCGCAUUGGAAGAAAAAAAAAAGAAUUGCCAUGACUUCUUUGUUCAUGUGCUAACAAGUUCCUCAAGGUAUUUUUUUUUUUUUUACUUGUAUUACCUUUCGACUUGUCUUAACAACAACAACAACAACAACAACCACAGAAUCCUGCAUGGGGUUGCAUUUUCUUUUAGUUGAGUGAGAUCACCGUUUGAAUACGGGUUUUGAGCUGCUAUUACGUCCAGAUUGUUCCCGUUAAUUAUAGUGUUAUUAAACAAUAAACUCGCCAGGAUCUGUAAUGGAAAAAUAUUCACCAAGUACAUUUUUUAAGGCCAACUUGGUUAAACAAGAGGGCCGCCUUAAGUUGCAACUUUGGAGAGGGAGGAGAGAUACAGAUGCGUUUAUAGGCCUGAAAGAGCAUUUUCUGAAAUUUGGUGCUCAUAAUAAAUAAAAAUAAAUAUUGUAGUAAUUUAGAAAAAGUUAAUCAUAGGCCUACGUGUGUCCCUUAAUUCAGGGGAGAAUGCAGUGCAUCAUCUGUCAUGUAUAACGAGUAAGCUAUAGCAGUGAAAUGUAUUUGCAGCAUGUUAUUGAUGUGAAAUAGCUAUAAGUCAUGUUCUGCGGGCCACUUUUUUCUGUAGGGUGACUUUUUUAAUACUUUGUUUUUUUCUGAACAAAAUCGAAAGCGAAACCACCACCUUAAACAUUUUGACACAAACGUCUACAAAGAAUGUAUUAUUAUUAUUAUUAUUAGUCUAUUAUUAUUAGGAUGGGAGGACGUUGGAGGGCCUAUUAUAGGCCCAUUAAAUGUACUUGCUCUUUGCAACGUGCUCAGUGUUGUCCCUUCCCAUCCCUUGUACUCGUGUAUAACUUGAAUUGAAAUUACAUAUGUUACUUUUUUGCAUCCUGUUUGAGGAUCCCUCGUCGCUAUGUAAUAGUGCGUUAUGUUAUUGAUCGUCUUGUACAAUAUCGCAUUCCAUAUAUAGCCUAUUUGUGGUUGUAAGGGGUGGAAAUGUAGGCCUAUUAUAUCAUACUACCAAGAGUGGAUAUAAAGAAAUGGUAUGCAACAAGUUUUUACCAUCCAUGCCAUUUAAAUAAAACCCUGUUUCAGUGUAAUAGUUGUUUGUUAUCGUUCUUUUUAUGUCGUCCCUCAUUGCAUUCCCUUUCUUUUGCGCUUGUAAGGAUUGCUAACGUUGUCUUGUAAAAGUAAUACUGAUAUGAAUGUAUAUGCGUAAGGUCUUCAAUAAACAGAAUAUUGAAACGUU
Sebastes umbrosus (honeycomb rockfish) is the source of this 6309-nucleotide messenger RNA. It is a transcript of the gene hoxc12a, whose product is annotated as homeobox C12a. The coding region runs from base 3361 to 4233 and encodes 290 amino acids. Gene Ontology annotation, biological process: regulation of DNA-templated transcription. NCBI's taxonomy places the organism in Eukaryota, Metazoa, Chordata, Actinopteri, Perciformes, Sebastidae. The record is from RefSeq and is a predicted model, not a curated record. The transcript is spliced from 2 exons. Gene Ontology annotation, molecular function: DNA-binding transcription factor activity, RNA polymerase II-specific; sequence-specific double-stranded DNA binding.